Magnusiomyces paraingens is the source of this 2463-nucleotide messenger RNA. RefSeq lists its product as uncharacterized. Bases 1 to 2463 code for a protein of 820 amino acids. NCBI's taxonomy places the organism in Eukaryota, Fungi, Ascomycota, Dipodascomycetes, Dipodascales, Dipodascaceae. Gene Ontology annotation, molecular function: RNA binding. Gene Ontology annotation, cellular component: nucleus. The transcript has a single exon. The record is from RefSeq and is a predicted model, not a curated record.
AUGACUGUCUAUUUAGGAUCAGCAGUGGCUGACCAGAAAGAUUCGGGCAAGGCAAAAUCUCGUGAUUCGGGCCAUCAACAACAAAAGGAAAAGUACCUCAACCAUGGCCGAGUCUCCGGAUUUAACAAUGAACUGCUCUACCGAUCAUCUACAAUCGAUUCUCUCCAUGAUCCUGAAGACGAUUGGACUCCUUCUACCUUUCGUUUUUCUCGUGAUGGUUCAGGCAAAAGACCCAAAGAUUUAUCUUCAUCUUUGUCUUCAAAAAAUAAUGAAAUUUACAAAUACAUGGAUGCAGAGGAUCUCAAAACUUAUAAUAAAAGAAUUCAGCUAAUUCCUAUCACUCAAACUCGUCGUGGCCAGAGUCUUGGAGGUUAUGUUUUAAGUGGUAGUGGUGACAGUGUAACAUCUUUGUCAACUAGCACACUAACAGCCCCUGAAUCUGCACGGUUGGAAUGGUCACUGGCCGCACAAAUUGAAAACAGGCAAGCUUCUUCUUCGAUCGGGAAAAAAAAAGAAGAAAAUAAAGAAGGGGCUAAUGGAACUAACACAGUGUCGGAUCCUGGAACGUUGUUUUUGUUUGGUCAUCUACGCGCCGAGGCAGACAAAAGAGGCGUUGAUUCAGGUGCCACGCUGGCCAUGGCUACUACUUCUUCUUCAGUUAUUAAAAGUAAUCCAAGCACUGACACUGGUUAUGCUCCUACCCGACCAUCAAAACCUCCCACAAAACCAAUAAGGAAACCAUUGUCCAUUAACAAUGACUAUGAACAAGAAGAAUCUGUUCUACCGACAUUUAAGAAAACAAAGAAACGGCGCGUUAAUAUGAAGCUUGCAGUAUCGGCUGCCUCAACCAAUGAUUAUUACGAAAAUGAAGACGAGGCUGGCCCAAGCUUGUUACCAAAGAAGAGUAACAUCAAACAUCAACAAAAAAAUAACUCCUCCAUUGUUCAGUCUCGCAUUAAACCUGCAGAGAAUGCAGAAGGUUCCAAGUUGGUCGUGCCACAGUUUGUCAAAGUCAAGCAUCUGGUUCACGAAAAUCAAAGUAGUGGCAGUGAAAGCCCUCAACCUAUUGUUUACGGUUGUUUUGUACGGGAUGACGAUUUGUCGUCUUUUAGAGAUAUCAAUAUUUGGUCUUUGUCAUCAUUACAGAGAACCUAUCAAUAUGUCCCUAAAUAUUUGGCUACAGAAGAGACUGUACCUCCAAUGGUACCCGCGGGGGGGUCUUUUGAGCUUACUAGUUCGGCAAUUGGUGGAUGCUCUUCAUCUAGUGUAAAAAAUGAGAAAAGUGAUGGAGAUCAAUCUCUUACUAUUAUUAAUAAAAUGACAGAAGAAGAAAGGCCAGAAAAAAGAAGGCCUAAAAGGGCGUCAAGGUGGGACGUCAAACCUCCAGUUUUUAACUGUGGGCCAGGUCUCGAGGAUAAAAGUGCUACAACUAAUACUGUAGCAAAGGUUAACGCAGAUAAGCUUAGUGGUAGCCAAGAGAAGAAUCUGCAAUCGUCCUCAUUGCAGUUUCAGCAGGCUGAAAUAUUACAACACCAACAACACCAACAACCUUUAAAAGUUCUCUCGGUAUUCCCGCCGCACUACAAUGCUAACUCACAAAACCAACAAAACCUAAUGCAUCAGAGCCAGCCGCGCCCCACUGUCCCCAGGAUUUCAAUGGCUGGAGCAAUGGCCGCCCUCCAAAAUAGCUUUAAUGCUCAAAGCGUUACUACCCUAUAUGAUGAAGAUACUCAUGGUGCCCAGAGUAAUUUUAACAAACGUGAAGAAAAAGAUAUUUAUGAUGGAAAAGCUAAAGAGUACCGAUAUGAAAUGUUUUUAAAACAUAACGCAGGAUUGGCCAAUUAUUAUGCAGACCCUUAUGUUGAUGUAAUGCUCAGGGGAUGGUCCGAAACUCAAAUUGCAGCCGAACUUAAUGCGUUUGUCCAACAAGCAACUGGUCAAUCCUCUUCUUCUUCUUCAAACACCGACUCUAAACGUGCAAUUGUGUUUACAGCAGCAGCUUCUGCAACAGGAGCUAUUAAAGAGGAAAAUGACCGCGACCAAGCUCAGGAAAUAAUUCCGGAACAAACAACCCGCAGCGUCUCAACUUGGGCCCCAGACCCGCUACUUUGUAAACGGUUUGGUGUGGCUGUCCCGCACUCGGAUAAUGAAUCAUUUCACACUUCAAGGGAUACUGAUUCCGGGACCAGGUACAAACACGCGGCCUCAAGAAACGGGCGCAAAAAUAAGUAUCAGGAAGAAGAGAAAGAAAAAGAAGAACGUAGCAACGGAAAUAACAGUCGGAAUCGUAGGGGACAAUCCACAGCACGCGAAAUGUUGGUAUCCCAACCGCCAGCAAACAAAAAAGGAACAGUAGGCGCGUCAGGGACGGUGCUUAUUGAUUUGUAUCACAAUGCACGGUUGAGCGUGCCACGGGCGGCUCGCUGGCUCUAUGCUGCCAUUUUUAAUCCGCUUAACUUGUAA